AUUUACAAAUCUACUACGACUUCGAACAAUCAAAUUUAUUCCUGACUUUUCAAAAGUGAGAGAUGGUAAAACCGGCAAAUACUUCGUCUUCACUUAUCACUAAAAGAGUUUUGACUCUCGGUAAUAAUGUCACAAUUGAUAUAUACGAUCAUCAUUAUUAUCCAAUGUGGUUUUGGAUUGUAAUUUCUGUUGGAUUUGUCUUCUGUACUCUGAGCUGUGCUGUUUGGUUUAUGUGUGCUAUGUGGAGAUUGAAAAAGGGUAAAGAAUGUAACCAUCCAUCGUUUGAAGCGCGUACCGUUGUGACAAAAGAUGGAGAAGAGAAACCGGAUCCCAAAAUGGCUCAAAAAUCAGAAAAGACUUGUAAAAAAUUAGGUGCAUUGGGUGAAGCUGAAUCGUUGGCCAAGAGCUUCAAAAGUAUCAGAUCGAAAAAGUCGAUGAAGUCUACAAAAUCCAAGAAAUCUGAAAAAGAUGUAGGACAUGAUGAUCAUAAGAAGGAAGAUGUUCAUGGUGAUCAAAAGGAUGAUAAUAAAGAUCGAAACGAUGGAGGACGAGAUUCUCAUGUUGUUCAGAUGGAACAUAAUUCUGAAGAGGAACACGAGCCGAGUGGAUUUAAAAAGCUGGGCAAGUCUUUCUUCAACUUCAAAAAGUAGCAAACUCUCUUCACCUUCACCAAAGAAUAGCAAAUGUUGAAUGCUCCAAACUUGUAGACUUAUAGAACUGUAGAGCAUCUUUAUUUAUGAAUGAAACUGUUCACAAAUGCCAUUCUACUUAUUUUAAACACCUUCUGAGCCAAUUACCAGGAAAAUUUCAAAUUUUAAACUGCAAUUUAUAUCCUCAACUUACUACUUUUUUUCUUGAUUUUCACACGAUAUUUGAAUUUUUCAAUAAAAUCAUACAGCCGA
Messenger RNA from Caenorhabditis elegans, 902 nucleotides. RefSeq lists its product as uncharacterized. The transcript has 4 exons. The record is from RefSeq and is marked reviewed. NCBI's taxonomy places the organism in Eukaryota, Metazoa, Nematoda, Chromadorea, Rhabditida, Rhabditidae. The coding region runs from base 63 to 650 and encodes 195 amino acids.